This is a messenger RNA of Diatraea saccharalis (sugarcane borer), 982 nucleotides long. Lineage: Eukaryota; Metazoa; Arthropoda; Insecta; Lepidoptera; Crambidae. The record is from the annotation of a GenBank genome assembly.
GCACUUGCCUACUUACAUUACACGGUCCAAGAUUUCCCGCUAAUUUUCACGGGGGAAAUACAACUUUAAUUACGAAAGUCAUUAGAACAAGAUGUCUUACGUAUUCAAAUUAGAGCGCAAUGUGGAGUUAAGUCCAGAAUCAAAGUUGGUAGCAGAGAGAGAUUUGAGAGAGACCCCGGAAAGGGUUAAAGAGGGGUUGCGGCGCAUUCGGGAACUCCUCAAAGAGAACCCUGAUCUUUAUUACGGUGAUGACGAUUAUGUAUUCACUAUUUUGCUGCGGAAGUGCAAGUGGUAUCCAGAAAGCGCUUUGGCGUUGAUGCGUCGUAUGGCCGAAUUCAAACGUGAACAUUCACAUUUGAUAUCAGGCUUACGACCAGAACAUAUAAAAAACUUUGUCAUAAACCACAAUACGUCGACUGUACUUCCGAAACGGGACCACAAGAAUAGAAGGAUCGUAGUUGUUAACGGUGGAGCUAUUUACGACCCAAGUAAGGCGGAUGCUGACGACCUAUUUAAGGAGUUCUAUUUGUUGGAUGUCAUAGUAAUGUUGGAGCCAGAGACUCAAGUAAACGGGAUUGUCACUAUACUGGAUUACCACAACAUGGGCUGGACUCAGGUGGCAUCGGUGACACCAUCGUCGUCGAAGCGACAAGUAACGUUCUUGCAGGAUGCGUCUGGUGUCCGUCAGAAAGAAAUACACGUAGUUCGGCAGCCAAUGAUUUUUAAUAUUCUGUGGAACAUUCUUAAACCAUUCAUCAAUGAAAAACUCAAGAAGAGGAUGUUCUUCCAUGGGACUAAAUUCUCGUCGUUUCACAAGUACAUUCCAGCUGCAUACUUGCCAGCAGAAUACGGUGGUCAGCUACCUGCCGUCGAUUAUUCGGGCAAAAUAAUUUACGAUAUGUUAGAGCAGAAUCGAGAUUACAUCGAGACUUGGGACUCAUUCGGUUUUAUCAAUAAGACAUAAUCGAUUAAAUCCAGUGUC